Messenger RNA from Scomber japonicus (chub mackerel), 2406 nucleotides. RefSeq names its product zinc finger protein 64 homolog (mouse) (gene zfp64). The transcript has 6 exons. Gene Ontology annotation, molecular function: DNA-binding transcription factor activity, RNA polymerase II-specific; RNA polymerase II cis-regulatory region sequence-specific DNA binding. The coding region runs from base 234 to 2306 and encodes 690 amino acids. Gene Ontology annotation, biological process: regulation of DNA-templated transcription. NCBI's taxonomy places the organism in Eukaryota, Metazoa, Chordata, Actinopteri, Scombriformes, Scombridae. The record is from RefSeq and is a predicted model, not a curated record.
GAUCUUGUGUCAGUGUUGUCAAGUGAAGUAAAGUGUUAUAUUGUUUUUAUCGGUAUAUCAAACCCCGCUGUAGAUUUCUACCUUCUGAAAUGUGUAAUAGUUGUGCUCGCUGUAUCCGGUCUCUAAUCGGAGCAGCUUAACACCAUGUUGUGCGUCGUGUAGGCUUUUUUUUUGUGAGAGGGGGGGUAAAGCAGAAAAUGAGUUGACAUCUGCAGCAGAAGUAUAGCUCGGAAAUGGCAACAUACAACACAGGAGGGCAUCCGGUAGUGGUGGAGGUGAGCCCAGAUAUUCACAUCUGUGGCUUCUGCAAGCAGCAGUACAAUAAUUUUGAAGUCUUCCUCGCUCACAAGCAAAAUGGAUGUUCCCUUCCCACCUCUGACACAUCAGCCCCCUCAGCAACAGCCCCUCUCACAGAUUCCAGCGCAGAGUUUGUGUUUGAGGAAACCUACCAGACCUGCGUUAUGAGAGGUGUCAAAAAGAUCCUGACCAAAGCGCAGAAAACACCUUCCAAAAAAUUAAAACCUGCCCUGACUUCAAAGAGACACAGCUGCUGUUUCUCAGGUUGCACUUUUAAGACACAGUACGGCCAAAAAGACAUGGAGCGGCAUCUCAAAACGCACACAGGUGAGAAGCCGUUUGAGUGUGAGCUGUGCCACAAGCGCUUCAGCCGACGGGACAAGCUCAAUAUGCACAGCCGCUCGCACACGGGCGAGAAGCCGCACAAGUGUAAACACUGUCCCUACGCAGCAGCAGACAGCAGCAGUCUGAAGAAGCACUUGCGCAUCCACUACGACGAGCGGCCGUUCAAAUGCCAGAUCUGUCCUUACGCCAGCCGCAACUCCAGCCAGCUCACCGUGCACCUCCGCUCGCACACCGGCGAUGCACCUUUCCAGUGCCCACAGUGUGACGCAAAGUUCAAAAUCAACUCAGACCUGAAGAGGCACAUCCGGAUUCACUCGGGCGAAAAGCCUUACAAGUGUGAUUUUUGUGAGUACCGCUGCGCCAUGAAAGGCAACCUGAAAUCUCACAUUCAGAUCAAACACGGCACUGAUAACUCCUUCCACUGCGUGCACUGCGAUUUCAAGUGCGCCAACAAAACUGCUCUGCGGCAACACUCGCGAGAACACCAACCCAUUCAGCCCAUUCAGUGCUCCAAGUGUACUUACUCCUGCGCCAGCAAGGGGGCGCUCAAAGUCCACGAGAGGAUCCACUCAGAGGAGCGCCCCUUUAAAUGUGACUUCUGCAACUUUGCCUCCAAGCAGCGCAGCAACCUCGUCAUCCAUAAAAAGAAGUUCCACUCAGAUAAGCCUGAGAAAGGCUGUGGCGGGAAAGGUGGAAGGAUUGGAGGUAAGAGUGGAGGCGGUGACUCUCCAAAGCCGGUCAGCUCCCGGUAUCGGGCCAAACUAGAUGCGGCUCGAGCUUUCUGCUGUGACUCCUGCGAUGCUUCUUUUGUCCGGGAAGACUCGCUACGGAGUCACAAGAAGCAACACAGAUACACUCAGAAUGUGUUGCAGCUCCAGCUCUCCGCUCCAACGGACACAGUCAACUUGGUUCCCGCCACAACGUCACAAACCCAGCUUGAAGUUCCUAUCACAUCUGACUCAAUGACUCCUUACAGCAGUGCACAGCUCAAAAUCAUUGUAUCCCAUCCUCUGAGCCAGGAGAACCCCUUACUUCCAGCUGGUGUGGAUGGUCAGAACAAGACCAACAUGGUCCUGCUAAGCCCAGAAAACCAGGACAUGGUAGUCAACUCCAUGAUCCAACAGGUCAACCUACUGGCACCUAUGCAACCACUUGGGUCGUCUCAGACCGCAGAAGCCACCCUUGAACCCCAGACGGUCUUGUUGACACAACUCAGCACCACAGAUGCCAACAACCCGCUCCACCAGGCGCUGCUGCAGACGGCCAUAACCGCUCAGGACUCCAACAGCGGCACGCAGACUUUCAUCACCACCUGCUCUGAACUGGAGGGCCUCAACGCCUUGAUCCAGGAGGGCGGCACAGAGGUUACGGUAGUGACAGAAGGGAACACCGCCAUGGUGACCACGGCAACGCCACCCGACAUGGUGUGUGGACCAUCGAAGGACAUGCCUAAGCCAGCAGGGACAGUUACAGUGGAGGACAGUGCCUUACCCUGUGAGGAAAAUGCGUUACUCGUGCCAAACAUCAGCCUGAGCAGCCAGAACGUCGUCAUCCACGGCGUUCCUCUGAUAGUGUCCACUCAGUCACAGCAGAGUCCGAUAGAGCAGCUCUCGCCUCACACCCUCUACUCAGACUCACACACACUGGAAGGCAUCCCGCAAUGACUGAAGGGCUUGGCGUGUUUUUCUGAACAUGAAAAAAGACUAUAACUGUAUCAUAAGCUAUUUAUUUGCCAGAAAAAUAACUUUUAGUUGUAAAGUUUGU